Molecule: messenger RNA, 612 nt
Organism: Cinclus cinclus
Lineage: Eukaryota; Metazoa; Chordata; Aves; Passeriformes; Cinclidae
Gene: TSPAN13
Product: tetraspanin 13
Exons: 6
Coding region: 1-612 (203 amino acids)
Cellular component (GO): membrane
Source: RefSeq, a predicted model, not a curated record
AUGGCGUGCGGGGGCUUCGCCUGCUCCAAGAACUGCCUGUGCGCCCUCAACCUGCUCUACACGCUGGUGAGCCUGCUGCUGAUUGGAAUUGCAGCAUGGGGAAUUGGCUUUGGCCUCAUCUCUAGUUUCAAAGUUGUUGGAGUGGUAAUUGCAGUAGGAGUCUUCCUCUUCUUUAUUGCCUUAGUUGGAUUGAUUGGUGCAGUGAAACAUCAUCAAGUAUUGCUAUUCUUUUACAUGAUUAUUCUUCUGCUAGUCUUUAUUGUCCAGUUUUCUGUCUCCUGUGCCUGUUUGGCACUAAAUGAGGAACAGCAGAGUGAACUUCUAGAGGUGGGAUGGACUAACACCAACAGUGCAAGAUCAGAUAUUGAGAGAAAUCUGAAUUGUUGUGGAUUCAGAGUUUUUUAUUCGAAUGGAACCUGCGCUGCUGAUUGUCUUAGAACUCUCCACUGUAGACCAUGUGCACCGAUAAUGGAGGAAUAUUCUGGAAUGGUGCUGAGAUUUGUUGGAGGGAUAGGACUCUUCUUCAGUUUCACAGAGAUUCUGGGAGUCUGGCUGACUUACAGAUACAGGAACCAGAAGGAUCCCCGUGCAAACCCUAGUGCAUUUAUUUGA